AUGACAACGAAAAGCUUUUUAAAGGCUCGGUUCACUGCCGCGCUGGCACAUAAACAUGGCGCAGCGACCAAGACGGUUGUGACCAACUCCCUCGAAGAGGUGGAGUCAAGAUUGAAAGAAAACAAGCAAGUUAAUAAGCCCUCUAAUCGAGCGGAGUCAAAUAGUGCUGGCGAGGUAAAGGGUACGCUCGUCCGCGAAACGGCUUUAACUGAAGAAGAUUUGAAGGGUUUGAUUAUUAAGAGAGAGAAGCCAGGCAAACCUGCUGCUGCAAAGAAAUUCAUUGACAAGAAGCCAAGUGCGAGAGUGAUCGGCGUUAACUUGCUCGAAGAGCUAUAUAAGAACGAACAGGUCGGAAAGGUUCUGGCGACCAAGGAUUCCACUACCACCGCCACUGGUAAGCCAGUUUAUUGUGACACACUGGUAUAG
Molecule: messenger RNA, 426 nt
Organism: Gregarina niphandrodes
Lineage: Eukaryota; Apicomplexa; Conoidasida; Eugregarinorida; Gregarinidae
Exons: 2
Coding region: 1-426 (141 amino acids)
Source: RefSeq, a predicted model, not a curated record